AUGCAACAGUAAAUCUAAUUCUCUUUAAAAAUCUCUAGAUUACCAGAAUAUAUUUAGCGAUUCAUCGAGAUUAAUGUGUUUGAUAAUUUGAACAAUGAUCCUACAAAAGCUCUUCAGUAUUUAAAGCACUCAUUAACUAUAAUGAACGAAUUAUCAAAAGCAAAGUUAAAUUCUUUUAAAGUUGCACAGUGGCCCCUAUAAUUUUUAAAGCUGCCGAUUCAAGAUUUAAAGAUAAUAACAAAAGCCCUUAAACUAGUUAAAUUAGUCACAGAAUACUAAGAUUUGUAGAUCUUACUAUAAUAAGCUGAGGUAGUCAAUGAAAUGUUUGUUUAAGUAUUGCAAACAGAUUCUAGCACAGUUCUAUCUAAUCUGUAAAAUGUAAAGUUAUUAAGAAAUCUAUGCUCUUUCACUUUCAAGCUACUGAAUAUAGUUCCCCUAGACAAACAUAACUUUGGACUAUUUUGCAAUUUCAUCAAUUACUUCUCUUAGAUUGGAUUUAACUCCUAGUUAUGUGUUGAUUUAAACACUAUCUAUUAAAAUGUACAGUAUAAUUUUGAGGACUCAAUUGUAUUAAAAGCAGAGGAUAUUCUAGGAUUUGGAAUUAGUUUCAUUAGAGGAUUACUAGAUAACCCAUCUAUUUGGGUAAGCGAUCUUCUUUUUUCUGAUAGAGAUCCGGAAAUAACUGGAUAAGCUGAGGAGUAUCUAGAGAAGCAGUUCUUCACUCCACAAACUCUCAAUCACAUUAUGAGAGCUUUAAUUUUAAACUACCUAAAACUAACUAAUGAAGAACUUGAUCUAUGGAAAGAUGACUCAUUGAAGUUUUUCUUGCAUAUGAAGUAUCUUAGUAAUGAAGUGAAAGGCAAUUUACUCAGAGAAAAGGCUAAGAACCUCCUGGCUGGUAUUUAGCUGAGAUUUGGAGAACAAUUAGAUUUAUUCUGCUAGGAACUAGUUUAGUAAUACAAGUCUUUAGCUGGUAUUUCAAAUGCUGAGACUUUCAUUAAAAAAGAGGCUAUGCUUUAAGUACUUGAGAUCAGAUUGAAUGAUGAUACAAAUAUCGACUCAUUAUUAAUACUACAAAUUAUUGGAGAAGAAUUAAAAACUAGAGAUAAUCUGAUAAUGAUUCAGCAGACUUAUACCAAGAACAUUGAGAUUCUGAAUGAGAUACUAGAGUUAUACAGAUUUAUAGUUGAGAAAUAUGCAUCACAUGCUUCUUAACAACAGCAUAUAGUUUAGAUAGUUCAAUUCCUCAAACAAAUAUGGGAUUUUUUCACUGAAAAGCAAGGGUAAUUGAAGUAAAAAGAAGAUAAAAAUCAAGAGGAAGAGAAAGAAGAGGAUGAAAUCAAUUUAGCACUUCAAAGUAUUAAAUUACCAAUAGUAGAGUAAGACCCAAUGAUCACAUAAGGAAUUUAUGAUGUAGGGUUAGCUUAAGUAUUUUACUCCAUUUAAACUUAAAAUGCUGUCUUAGGAGAGUUUACUAUCACUCUACUACUAGUUCUUUUGAGAAGAUUAAACAAUCUAGACAUUAAGAGAGACGUGUAGGAGUAGAUCAAGACAUUAAAGACAACGAUUUUACAGACAUAUUAAACUCAAAUUAAUGAGAUCCUAAUGAAUAUCCCCAUUCAAGCGGAAUAUGAUGAAGAAGCUUUCAAAUACUUCAUUCUAAUGGAAGAAAUUUUACUUUCCUUAAACUCUGUUGGAUAGCUUGACCCUUCAAAUCCUUCUUUCUAGGGUUUCCUUUAAUAAUUCUGUUAGAGAGUUAUUGGAAGUUUUAUCGAGAAGGUAGAUACAUUUACUGUAAUUUAGCAUGUGAUGGGCACAAUAAGGCUUCUAAUGCUAAUUUUAAGGAACUAUCCUUAACCAGACCUAAAUAAAUCUUUGGCUGAUUUUUUGAAAAACUCCAUAUAGUCAAAAUUCUUAUCUAAUCCAGACUAGGUUGAAGCAGAGGAGAAGACUUAGUGGGUGAGUGUGAGUGCUGGAGUAGUAUCUACGCUUAUUCUCAUCUAAGAUUAAUUCAAUGCUCGAAAUGUUACUGAAUUUUUAAUUUCAAACGAUACCUUUAGAAAUCUGCUAAUCAAUUAAGUUAGUACAACUGAGGAAACUUCAGUAAUCCUAUUUGCCACAUACUCACUGAAUAUCAUUCCAAAAGAAUUUCUAAAUCAAGAAAUUUAUGAGAAUGUGCUUAAUAUCUACAAGAAUCAUGUUGAGAGUGAGAUCGAAAACUAGCUAAAUUAUGAUUUUAGAUUGAACAGAGACUUGAUGGAGAUUAAUGACACUGAGGAAGAAGGAAUGCUGUUUGAAAUACCAGACAAGUCAUUAAUUGAGUCAGAUGCUAAGGAGCAUGUACUUAAAUCUCUGAAAGAUCGUGAACUUGAGGUAAUCAGAGCUGUUAGCAACCUGUGA
Molecule: messenger RNA, 2400 nt
Organism: Stylonychia lemnae
Lineage: Eukaryota; Ciliophora; Spirotrichea; Sporadotrichida; Oxytrichidae
Source: the annotation of a GenBank genome assembly